AUGUUAUCACCAUCUUCUUCUAUUGCACGCGGAUCAUUUUUUUUAUUAGCUCCACUUGAAUCACUUCAUUGUGAAGAUGUUAAAAAUAUUACUUCAAUAGAAGAACUCAAGAAAACUAAAAUUGAUGAACAAUUCGUUCGAUAUUGUAUUGGUGAAUACAAACCAGCUAUUGUCACUGCAAAUUUGUUUAGUUUCUUUCGUUUUACGGAUAAACAAGCUUAUCUGAUUAUUAUUGAUAAACGAUCUGAUUCAACAUCUGAAUUACGACGUUAUAAUUUUUAUGGAUUAUUAGAUACUUAUGGUAAAGGUAAAAUCGUUAUAUCAUCUUCGACACUUACAUCUGAACAAAUUAAAAAAAGUAUUAAUUUAACAAAUGUAUUGAUAAAUCAAGGUCAAGCAUUUGUACUUGAACUUUUUCAAUUUUCUGAAGAUUAUGAUGAAUCUCAAGAUUGGUGGAUGCGUGGUAUUAUUUAUGAAAUUGUAGUUGCUUCUUAUCAAGAUUCAAAUAAUGAUGGUAUUGGUGAUAUUCAAGGAUUAAGACAACGUCUCGAUUAUAUUCAAUCAUUAGGUGUUAAAACAAUUUGGCUUACACCAAUUUAUACAUCACCAUGGAAAGAUUACGGUUAUGAUAUAUCUAAUUUUUGUGAUAUUGAUCCACGUUUUGGUACAUUAGAUGAUUUUCGUCAAUUAAUAGAUGAUGUUCAUUCUCGUCAUAUGCGAAUUAUUAUUGAUUUUGUUCCAAAUCAUACAUCAAAUGAACAUCCAUGGUUUCAAGCAGCACUUCGUAAUGAUCCAAAAUAUGUUGAUUAUUAUAUAUGGCAUAAAGGUAAAAAUAAUGGAAAAGAUUUACCAACAAAUUGGGUUGGUUCAUCAGGUCAACAUAUGUGGACAUUUUCAUCUGAACGAAAUAUGUAUUAUUUACAUCAAUUUCUUGAUUGUCAACCUGAUUUAAAUUUUCGUAAUGAAAAAGUUAUUGAUGAAAUGGAAAAAAUUUUUCGUUUUUGGCUUGAUUUGGGUAUUGAUGGAUUUCGUGCUGAUGCUGUACGUCAUUUAAUAGAAAAUGAACAAUAUAAUGAUGAACCUUUGUGUAAAGAUGCGAAAGAUAUGGAUCCAAAUAUAAUGUAUGCUGCUUAUGAUCAUAUAGAAUCAGCUGAUCAACCAGGUAGUUAUGAACUUGUACGACGAUGGAGAAAAUUCUUCGAUGAAUAUGCAUAUGAAAAUAAUCGUGAUUAUAUUGUUCUUGUUACAGAAGCAUAUAUACGAGAUGUAAAAACAGUAAUGCAAUAUUUUGGUGAUAAUCGUGAAGAAUGUGGUUCAGAUGUGCCUAUAAAUUUUUUUAUUACUUAUUAUCUUGAUAAAGAUGAUGAUGAAAAACAUGGUUUAGAAUUAGAUAAAGUAUUAUCUGAUUGGCAAGUAAAUUUACCCGAAUAUGGUUGGUCGAAUUGGUGUUUAGGUAGUCAUGAUAGUCAUAGAAUUACUUCACGUCUUCCAUCAAAAGAACUCAUUGAUGGAUUUUAUAUGUUACUUCUUUUACAAUCUGGUACAGCAUUAAUUUAUUAUGGAGAUGAAAUUGGUAUGUGUGAUCGUCCAUUUACACUGACAAAUCGUGAUGAGAUUGUUGAUAUAACUGCAUUUAAUUAUGGAGAGAAAUAUUUUAAUAAAAUGAUACGUGAUUGUCAACGUACACCUAUGCAAUGGACAAAUCAACAAGCUCAUGCCGGUUUUACUUCUUCUACAGCUAAACCGUUUCUUCCUUUAUCAGAUACAUGGCCUGAAUUAAAUGUUGAACAACAACAGAAUGCAUUACGCUCUCAUCUUAAACUUUUUCAACAACUAGUCAAACUUCGUCAACAAUCUCCUUUCUAUGGAGGUCAUCAAAAGAAAGUAAUUGCUACGAAAGAAUUAUAUGCUUUCGUACGUUGGUUUGAUAAAGAUAUUUAUUUAAUUAUCAUCAAUAUGAAUAAGAAAGGUCAUAAUCCAGUUAUUAGUGAUUUUGUUAAAUUACUUAAAUGUCAAGAUAAAGAAUUAUUUGGAGAAGUAAUUGCAAGAUCAUGUAAUGUACUUGAUGAUUCUCUAAUUGGUAAUGAAGGAAAUCAAAUUAAUUUAAAUAAUUUAAUAUUACAAUCUAGUGAAGCUGUUGUACUCAAGCUACUCACUUCUCCGUCCAACAUUUCUUUUUGUCAAUAA
Rotaria sp. Silwood1 is the source of this 2187-nucleotide messenger RNA. Lineage: Eukaryota; Metazoa; Rotifera; Eurotatoria; Philodinida; Philodinidae. The record is from the annotation of a GenBank genome assembly.